AAAUACUGACCUUGAACGGCUUGUCAAAUCCCAGUUGUCAUUACGUUAUUUUUGCGAACUAAACCAGGCCGAAAAAGUUGAAAUUCUUAUUUGAAUUUUAUUGUGUUGGGCAUUUAUUUUGUGAAAAUAAGUACCUACGUGAUGGCUGCUAUCAUUCUGAGAAACGCCUGCCGUCGUACUUUGCUGCAGAGCUACAGCCCUGCUGCACCUUUGCUGGCAGCUCGCACUAUUGUUUUGAGAUCGGUUCAGCCGGAAAAUCGUCAGGGUGAAUCACACGAUGACCGAAAUGCUCGGCUGAAGCGUCCGCAGUCACCGCAUCUGACGAUCUACGCACCACAGCUGACCAGUAUGCUCUCGAUUACACAUCGUAUGACCGGCAUGACUUUAGCUGGAUACGCUACUUUGCUGGGUCUAGGAGCUCUGGUUCUGCCACACGAUGCCAACCACUAUCUAACCAUGCUCGAGGGUCUCAAUGGACCGACUUUGUUUGCACUCAAAUUUACGCUAGCCUAUCCGUUCGCAUUUCACGCUACGAACGGUGUCCGUCACUUGUUUUGGGAUAUUGGCAAGUUUCUUAGCAUUAAGGAGGUAUACAACACCGGCUAUGUCAUGCUGCUGGUUUCAGGAGCAAUUGCCACAGGACUUACUUUUUUGUAGAACUUGUCAAUAUUCGAACACAGGUAAAAAAGCAGUGAACGCAGUAAUAUUGCUUUGAAAGCAAGACAUCUUUAAUGUAUUACUAAUCGAAACCAUAUUUAUUUGGAUAAAAAACUGCAAUCGUGUAAUAAAGCGUACUUGAACUUAAAAA
Wyeomyia smithii (pitcher-plant mosquito) is the source of this 808-nucleotide messenger RNA. RefSeq names its product succinate dehydrogenase cytochrome b560 subunit, mitochondrial-like. The transcript has 2 exons. The record is from RefSeq and is a predicted model, not a curated record. Bases 142 to 657 code for a protein of 171 amino acids. NCBI's taxonomy places the organism in Eukaryota, Metazoa, Arthropoda, Insecta, Diptera, Culicidae. Gene Ontology annotation, molecular function: electron transfer activity; succinate dehydrogenase activity. Gene Ontology annotation, cellular component: membrane. Gene Ontology annotation, biological process: tricarboxylic acid cycle; mitochondrial electron transport, succinate to ubiquinone.